AGCGACGGCCUUUUCCCAGGGAGGACCCGGGCAACCGGGCUGCCCCGUGGCGCCUGCUGCGCCGCGUGGCUCUCUGGAAGCGGGAGCCACGGUCAGACUAGGGUUUGUGGCACAACGUGGCUGCUGCAGAGCUCGCGGGCCGGGGGGCCACGGCCGGAGUGCGGCGGACGCGGGCGGCUCGACGGAUUAGUAUCUAAUGUUUGUGUAAGACAGAAGAAAAGGAUGUCAUUCCGUAAAGUAAACAUCAUCAUCUGGGUCCUGGCUGUUGUUCUCUUCUUACUGGUUUUGCACCAUAACUUCCUCAGCUUGAGUAGUCUGCUAAGAAAUGAAGUUUCAGAUUCGGGAAUUCUGGGGCUUCAGCCCGUAGACCUCGUCGCGGAUGUUCGUCAACAUCCAGUACAUGGGAGACAAGAGGAGAUUCCUGUGGUCAUUGCUGCCUCUGAAGACAGGCUGGGUGGGACCAUUGCAGCUGUAAAUAGCAUUCAUCAUAACACUCGCUCGAAUGUGAUUUUUUACAUUGUUACACUCAACAGUACAGCAGACCAUCUCCGGUCCUGGCUUAACAGUGUUUCCCUGAAAAGCAUCAGGUACAAAAUUGUAAAUUUUGACACUAAACUUUUGGAAGGGAAAGUAAAGGAGGAUCCUGACCAGGGGGAGUCCAUGAAACCAUUAACCUUUGCAAGGUUCUACUUGCCAGUUCUGGUUCCCAGUGCAAAGAAGGCCAUAUACAUGGAUGAUGACGUAAUUGUACAAGGUGAUAUUCUUGCCUUGUACAAUACACCCCUGAAGCCAGGACAUGCCGCUGCAUUUUCAGAAGAUUGUGAUUCAACCUCUACGAAAGUGAUCAUCCGGGGGGCAGGGAACCAGUACAAUUAUAUUGGCUAUCUUGACUAUAAAAAGGAAAGAAUUCGCAAGCUUUCCAUGAAAGCCAGCACCUGCUCCUUUAAUCCUGGAGUUUUUGUUGCAAACUUGACUGAAUGGAAAAGACAGAAUGUAACUAACCAGCUAGAGAAAUGGAUGAAACUUAAUGUAGAAGAGGGACUGUACAGCAGAACACUGGCUGGCAGCAUCACCACACCUCCUCUGCUUAUCGUAUUUUAUCAACAGCAUUCCACCAUUGACCCCAUGUGGAAUGUCCGCCACCUUGGCUCUAGUGCUGGAAAACGCUAUUCACCCCAGUUUGUAAAGGCUGCCAAGUUACUUCACUGGAACGGUCACUUCAAGCCUUGGGGAAGAGCUGCUUCAUACGCUGAUGUUUGGGAAAAAUGGUAUAUUCCAGACCCAACAGGCAAAUUCAGUUUAAUCCGAAGACAUAUGGAUACCUCAAACAUAAAGUGAACUACAAUUGAAGCUAAAUGCAUCACUCAGGAAAUCCUGGAAGACACAACACGUGGGAAGUCAACAGUGUUAGGCUUGAGUCCCUCUGUAGCAACUCACAGAAAAGGGAUGUUUCAGCUGGUGGAGAUCACAAAUCGCUUCUGUGGCAGUCAGCUUCCCAGAUGACUACAAAUAUCUCCAUCUGCCUUACCAAAUGUUUGUUUACUAUAUUGCUGACUGACCUGAAGGACAGACUGAUAAAACCAGCACUUGUCUAUCUAACUGCUGUAGUUAGGAACUGCAGCUUGGUUUUAAUUUUGUAACCUGUGGUCCAGUUUGUAAAUAAAAUCUACAUUUUCCAAUAAA
Peromyscus eremicus (cactus mouse) is the source of this 1683-nucleotide messenger RNA. RefSeq names its product glycosyltransferase 8 domain containing 1 (gene Glt8d1). Gene Ontology annotation, molecular function: glycosyltransferase activity. The transcript is spliced from 10 exons. NCBI's taxonomy places the organism in Eukaryota, Metazoa, Chordata, Mammalia, Rodentia, Cricetidae. The record is from RefSeq and is a predicted model, not a curated record. Gene Ontology annotation, cellular component: Golgi apparatus. The coding region runs from base 223 to 1338 and encodes 371 amino acids.